This is a messenger RNA of Hevea brasiliensis (rubber tree), 739 nucleotides long. Its product is annotated as ubiquitin-like protein 5. Gene Ontology annotation, cellular component: nucleus; cytoplasm. Gene Ontology annotation, biological process: protein modification process; mRNA splicing, via spliceosome. The transcript is spliced from 2 exons. Lineage: Eukaryota; Viridiplantae; Streptophyta; Magnoliopsida; Malpighiales; Euphorbiaceae. Gene Ontology annotation, molecular function: protein binding; protein tag activity. The record is from RefSeq and is a predicted model, not a curated record. The coding region runs from base 91 to 390 and encodes 99 amino acids.
CAAUUGGAAUCAAGGUUAAUUUUAAAAAUAAAGUUGGAGGAUUAAUUUGAAUUUUCUUUUCCGGGUCGGUCAAGUACGGCGGCGCAUUUUAUGCGGCCCUCAGAAACCGAGAAAAUAAAAAAGAUUGGUGAAUUUGGGAUUAGGGAUACCGGACUUGUUGAUCGCGAGAUGUUGGAGGUGGUGUUGAAUGAUCGGCUCGGGAAGAAGGUGAGAGUGAAGUGUAAUGAGGACGACACAAUCGGCGACCUGAAGAAGCUGGUAGCGGCGCAGACCGGCACUAGAGCCGAGAAGAUAAGGAUACAGAAGUGGUACACCGUAUACAAGGAUCAUAUCACUCUUAAGGAUUAUGAGAUUCACGAUGGCAUGGGCCUCGAGCUCUACUACAGCUAAAAGGUCCUGUAGCCAUGCAAAUCCAUUGGGAGCAAAAUGACUUGGGAUCUCAUAGUAAGGGAUGCUGUUGUUUCAUUUUACUUUUCACAGGUGGCUUGCGAAUCCAAUGUGGUGUGAGAACAUAUAUUUAUGCAUAAAAACUGUCGGCUUCGUUAAAAUACCAUUAGCAACUACUUGUUUGUAGAUGCAAGCAUGUAGCCAAGUACUCCUUCCAUAUAUGCAUAUCAACUUGAUGCAGCGAGACUCUGUAUUAGCAGGGAAAAUGCUGGUGUACUUUUAUGUGAUUAUGCAUUGAAUGGCUGUAAUGAAAUUAAAAUAUCCAGUUAAAUUUACUGCAACUUACUUUGAA